Rattus norvegicus (Norway rat) is the source of this 12136-nucleotide messenger RNA. The record is from RefSeq and is a predicted model, not a curated record. Lineage: Eukaryota; Metazoa; Chordata; Mammalia; Rodentia; Muridae.
GCGGUACCGGCGCCAUUUUGCCCGAGCGUGCGAGCUAGUGGGAGUGGAACGCACCGGCCGUUGUAGCCGUCGCCUUCUUCCUCCCCACAGUCAAACAGCGCGGUGACUAGGCCGUCGGCCCUCGAGCCGAGACAUAUCUCUUGUUUAGUGCUCGGGAGCGCCUGGCCAACAUGAGUGAUGUAGAGGAGAACAACUUCGAGGGCAGAGUGAGUACAAAGCCGCGGGAGCCGUCUUCGGCGGCGGCCCGAUGCUCCGGGGCUCAGGGACGAGCGCGGUCGGUCGGGCGAGGUUGCGGGGCCCGCAGGAGCAGCCUUGAGGGCCACCGCGAGCGCGUCACGUCCCAAGAUGGCUUCGAGGUCCCCCUGCCUGCCCAGAUGCCCCACUAACCCGCAGCGCUCCUUUCUGGCGGCUGACUGGUACCUGGCCUGGUCCUAUCCUCUCCUGUCGCUCCCUUUCCUCUCAGCUUCCCAUCUCUGCUCCGAGGUGCGGGUCCCCUGCGCGGUGGGGCAGGAGGCGGCGGGGCGCUCCCUCCGGCCGGAUAGUGGUAGGUGCUUCCAUCGGUGGCAUCUCAGGCCACCACCCCUCCGGCCAUCGCAGCGGGGUCCCGGGGUCGGAAGUGCGCGGGGCUGUUGUCGGGGCGGGGAAUUGCUGGCGCGGGACUAGCUGGGGCCUGUGUCUCCUUGGCUGGCUCUCUGUUGCAGUGAGCGGCCGCGUCUCCGUCGGAACCGGCGGCGUCGCGUCUGUAAAGGCGAAAGCCUUGAGGUUGAAGGUGGGACCGAGCCCAGUGAAGUGGUUAGUCAACUACGCAAGAGCCUUUUCCCUUAAUGUCCUCUAACCUUUCGCUUCUAAAUGAAUGUGGAAAUGCAGUAACGCCUGUUUUUUUUAGCUGCUAGAUGUUGGGCUCUUUAUGUCUCAACUUCUAAAAGCUUUCUUUCCUGUGACCAUUCAUCUGAAAACUCCUUUACAGGUUUUUAUGGCUAAACUGCCAAGACAUCUUACUUUAAACCUUACAUAACUGAACGAAUUUCUUGUCUCAGUGUUCAAAAAAAUAACUAAUCAGUAUUAACUCAAAAGAUUACCUGAGAUUUACAGACCCUCCCCCGUUUUUCUCACCCGUUCCCCAAGAAAAGGCUCAAGGUUUUCAUUAUUUGAGGUCUUGUGGCUAUAAACAGUAUACUCAGCUUGCGUAUAUUAGAAGUUACCGGUUUUUUGAGUUUUUUUUUUUUUUUUUUUUUUGGUUCUUUUUUUUUGGAGCUGGGGACCGAACCCAGGGCCUUGCGCUUCCUAAGCAAGCGCUCUACCACUGAGCUAAAUCCCCAACCCCCGGUUUUUUGAGUUUUAUCCCGAAGUUACCCUAGUAUUGGAAAUUAAUGGAAGUGAGCCCUGGUAAAACCAUGGAAGGAAAAGGGAAACAAAAGUCCCUUGGUACUUACUGGAGGUCCAGCUGUUGUGCUGGUAGUCUAGUGGAGGAGGGGCGGGUGGAAAAAAACCACUGGAGGAGUUUGCUGGAAGGAAAGAAUUUGUCCCUUUUGGAAGCUCAGGAUUUAGCCACCUGUAGUCUGUCAGUCAAGUCGUACAGUCAGUUAGGUUUUUGAUCUUUUUUAUUUAAUGCACUAGGACAAGAUUCUAACUCCGUUUAACUUUGAUUGGAUUAUUUGAAUGAAAUUUGCAUGCAAUGUAGUUGAACCUGCCUAUUGUUUUUAGGGUUGUUUUGUUGUACUAACAAGGUUUUUUUUUUGUUUUGUUUUUUUUGUUUGUUUGUUUGUUUGUGUUUUUUUUUGAGCUGGGGACCGAACCCAGAGCCUUGCGCUUCCUAGGUAAGCGCUCUACCACUGAGCUAAAUCCCCAGCCCCGUACUAACAAGUUUUUAAGACCAUGAAGUAAAAUAAAUAUUUGCAGGUAGUUGUAUUACUUGUGAAACUAUUAGUAAUUAGGAAAGGAUAUUUCGGUUUGUUUUGGUUUGGUUGGUUGUUGGUUGGUUAGUUUUUGUUCCUGGUUUGGUUUGUGGGCUUUGCAUCAGUGUUUGAUUGCUCUGCUUCUCUAAUUUGUACUCUGGUGGAAGGAGUAGUGGAUAAUCACCACCUUACCCACCCCAAAAUAUUUAAGAUUCCUAUUCACUUUUUAGUUAAAAUGUAUUUAUUAACCUAGUUAACAGAUAGGAACUUUUCUAGCUCCCCUCUUCUGCCAUUCAUGGUAACAAAAAAAUUUUUUUUUGAACUUUUUACAGCAGUAUCAGUGGUUCAGUGAGUUGUCUCACCAGCACAUUCAGGGUCAGCUCUUUAUGAUGCAACAGAUAUUUUGCUUCGUAUUCUUAAAUUGUAAUUGAACAGACUUGUAAUUACAUAAAGAAUUAGAAGACUAGAGGCUUUUGGGAAUGUUCACCUUGAUUUUUGUUGAACUUUGUGGGAGUGGAACACUCAGGCCUUUUGCGUGCCAGGCAAGUGCUCUACAAUCCUUUUCUUUUUUUUUUUUUUUUUUUUGGUUCUUUUUUUCGGAGCUGGGGACGGAACCCAGGGCCUUGCGCUUCCUAGGUAAGCGCUCUACCACUGAGCUAAAUCCCCAGCCCCUACAAUCCUUUUCUUAAAGCAGCUCAGUAUUUAAAUGUAGUUGUUGUUUGGUGGGUUUUUUGUUUGGGUGGAGGGUUGUAUGCUUGUUUUUCCCUGCUGACCAUAAAUGCUAUGCCCCCUUUUCAUUGCCCGGGAAGAUGUCUGAGGGCAACAAGAUAAACAAGGUGUUUGAAUGAUAUGUUGUUGAAAUUAUUUUUGUGGUAGUUAGUCUUCAAACUCUUCUCAUUACAGUAAAUUAGGAAGGCAUUGACAGGUCAGUAGUCAAAUGUUGGGCUUAUGGAGUAGUUUUAACAGAUUACUAAUGUACAGAUUUUUAGUUCUUUCCCUUCUGUAGGGAUUUAUUGAGAAGACUGCAGUAAAUGACUGCACUGUAUCUUCAGGUGUGACAGGGAGCAUGUUAAUCCCACCUCAGUAAAAGUGUUCAAAAUUAGGUGGAGGCGUCCUAGAUGGACCAACACUGAAGAUAAAAUACAACAUUUUGGAGUUCAAACUCUUUUGGGUGCAUUUUAGAAAUAACCACUCAGGUGGUGCUGCUGGUGCACACCUAACACUUGGAGAGUAGAGGCAGGUGGAUCUCUUGAGUUUGGCUACCCUGGUCGACUGAUCGAGUUCCAGGACAGCCAGGGCUCCAAAAAUCAAAGCCAGGAAAAAAAAAAAAAAAAAAAACCAAGAGGAGCUGGGAAGAGUGGUUAAGAACACUAACCUGGGUUCAGCACCUACAUGGCAGCUCACCGCUGUCUGUAACUUCAGGUCCAUCACUCACACAGACAUACAUGCAGGCAAAAUAGUGCACAUAAAUAAAAAGUAGAAAGUUAUAAAAGGAAAGAAGGAACAAGAACCAACCAAGACGUGGAAGACCACAUGAGUCAGCCCCAGUUUACGUUUAGAUUUUUCUUUGUGAAAUGCACAUUGCACUUCACUGUAUUGAACAUUAAUAGAGUUUGCCAAAAGUAUUCAAGCCAUAUUAGAUUGAUUGUGUGUUUUAUUUACUUUAUGUGUACGGGUGCUUUGCCUGCAUGUAUGUCUGUGUCCACACAUGUGGAAUGCCCAAGGAAGCCAGGAGAGGAAGUCACAUCCUCUGGGACUAGGGUUGCAGGUGGUUGUGAGCUACCAAGGACUUGCAGUCUUAAUUUUGGGUGACUGUCAAUUUAAGUCUGGAUUUAAAAACGAAACACUGUCAUCAAAGUGUAUCAGGUUAAGUGCUGAAAUAGUGACACAUGUGUAGUCGUGAUGACAAAGGGUUUCGAAUUCAAGGAGUUAGACUUGAACCCAACGUGCAAUAAGAGCCACCUAUGAACUUCAUUUUGGCAACUCUAAUUAUUUAUGGCAGAAACUCCUCUCAAGGAACACAGGAGAGUAAUUGUGUCUUUACAAAAAGUCACAAUCUGGAUCCAGGGCUGGGUGUGGUGUGGCAUAUCAUUGAUUCCCAGCACUUGAAAGCCAGAGGCAGUCAGAUCUCUCAAGUCCAAGUCAACCAGGGUGCUCAGUAAGGUCCUGCCCCCAAAACAAAAUAAAAAUCCAGACAGGCGGUCCCCAGCUCCGAAAAAAAGAACCAAAAAAAAAAAAAUCCAGACAGGUCCAUAAACAAGUUACUUGGUGGGUGCAUAUAUCAGUUUAGCAAGAUGUGACGAAGAUGUUUUGAGACAGGGUUUCACUGAAGCUCAAGCUCUUGCCUUAACUCAAGAUCUUUUUGUUUCAACUGCUCCUAGAUACUGGAAUUUACAGCCAGAGGCUACCACACCCAGUGCUCUUUUGAAUGUGGGAAAGGUGACUUGGUUUGACUUUUCUCUUUAAGUAUCUCACUGUUUACUCCUGACUGACCUCACAAUCUGAGAUCUAUUUGCCUCUGUCUCCUGAGGGCUGGCAUCUGUUUAUCACCUUAAUAGAAAUGAUGAAUUGUCUGCUUUAUAAAACUUACCCAAAGUUAAGAGUUUUGCUCCUAAUGUCCCUCAUAGAAUGUAAGAAGAACUGACAUAACCCUUGUAAUUCUUAUUCUGGCCUCUUAAAAAGGGAGUCCGAGUGUAACGUCUCUUUGCUAUGGAAUGAUUCAUUGAUGAAAGUGAAAAAUUUACCUUUACUAAUUGGAAUUAAAAGUUGUAUUUGUGUGCUGUAGAAGAUGGCUCAGUGGGGAAAAUGCUUGCUAUAGAGCAUAUGAUCCUAAGUUCUGAAGCCUGUCACCUAGAUGUAAAAAGCAUGUCUUGGCAAAGUGUGCCUCAAAUCCAAGUGAUUAGGGGAUUCUCUGGAGUCCUUAGGCAGUUCAGCUAAUGAGUAGAUGAGCUCUGGGUUCAGUGAGAGACCAACCCUAUCUCAAACAGUAAAGUGGAGUCCCAAUGGUUCAGGCACACUCUUCUGGCCUCUGGGUAUGGCAAAUACAGGUUACUCAGAAAUAUAUGCAGGCAAAACACACAUAAAAUAAAAAAUAAUUUAUGAGCCAGGUGGUGGUACACACCUUUAAUCCCAGCAUUGGGAUGAAGAGGCAGGCAGAUCUCUUUGAGUUCGAGGCCAGCCUGGUCUAUAAAGCUAGUUCAAGGACUACACAGAGAAAUGCUGUUCAGAAAACAAACCUAAACAAACAAAAGGGGAGACCUUGUCUUUAAAUAAGGAGAGAUGGGAUGUGUUUCCUUCACUUCUGGAAUUGAUUUACUGGCUUGUUUUUAAACAGUUUAUUUGGGGUUUAAGAUUUUUAUGAGAAUUGGAGAGUUGGCACAGCCGAAAGGAACCAGAUUUUUUCUUGCACUGGCAUCAAGUAGCUCACAAGGACUUUAGUUCCAGUUUCCAAAGGAACCAAUGCCCUCUCUAGCUUCUGUAGCACCGGGGUGUAAGUGGUGUGCAUAAAUACAUGUAACACAAUUUUAAUGGGAAGUUUGUGUGAAAUUUAGAAAUGAGAUUUGUCAUACUGCUUUAGUUAAGCCUCAGCAACUUAACACUUAGAUUAAUAUGCUUAGGGAGGUGGGUAGUGUGGAAGUAAAAGAAGUGGCUGGGUUUUAAGAGUGUUGCUGUUUCUCCAGAGGACCUGAACUGGGCUUCCAGCACCCAUGUCUGAAAACUCACCGCUGUCUGUGACUCCAGCUCCAAGGAAUCCGUCACCCAUUUCUGGCCUCUGCAGGCACCCACAUGCACUAAUACAGACAUGUGCACGUAAAAUCUUGAAGCUGGGUGUGGUGAUACAUGCCUUUAAUUCUAACACUCUAGAGGCAAAGGCUGGCCCAAUGCACAUAGUAACACAGAGGUAACCUUAAAUGAAAGAAAGUCGAUCUUUUUUAAGUCUCUGGGAAUGUUAAAGGCACUUGCCUAAAAUUAACCCUGACAGCCUGAUUUCAAUACUUCCAACCUUCAUGGUGGAAAAGGAGACCAGACUCCUCCACAUGCACAUGCUUACCGAGACACACAGACCAACACUCCCAGUAAAUAAGUAAAUAAAUUUACAGAAAAGAGGUAAAACUAGCCAGGCAUUGUGGCCUGUAAUUAAUCAACUUGUCUAUAAUCAGCCAAUCCCUCUUAAAAGGGACAGGAGGAACAGGAAUUGAAGACCAAGUUAGGCUAAUGGCUAGCCAGCUCUAGUGACUCAGACCUAUAUUCUGCACUGUAGGAGAAUUGCUAUAGGUCCAGCUCAUUGUGGGUUUCAGAAAACCUAAACUACCAGAAAAAGUAGGGGAAAUGGGGGAAAGGUAAAGCUGUUUUACUUAUAGUAGAAAUAGUACUAAAUUUGGUGUUGGGUUUCUUUUCUACUGUAUUAAAUGCUAUCAUUAAGUCAGUUGAACUACUGUUCUUUCUCUAUUUCAUCCCCUACUUUUAAUUGUACAAAUUUGCAAACUUAAAAAAAAUCUUAAAGCUUGAGUUUUUUAGAUUUAAGAUUUUUUUUUCACUGAAGGGUUUUGGUUUGCUAAAUGGAAAAGUAGGCUUUUGGGGGGGGGGGGGAGCAAUGCCUGUAACUCUCCACAGUGCAUUGCUGUAGCUUUAUAGGUUUGUGUGAGAAGUGCUAGGCAUGGUGGCCCAUGACUACUUCAAGAGAACUAUUUGAUAACUUAGUUUGACGAGAGAAAAGUGGCAUGAAUAAUCAGCAUAGUAGUUCCCUUGAACCUGGCUGACUAAAAAUGUUUGAUAUUUUCAGUUGAUGCUCAGGCAUCUUGAUCACCCUUAAAAGGUAUUUAUUUCUACUGCUGAGUGAAGACAAGUAGAACUGAAGUAUUAGUGAAAAAAAAAAGUAACUGUCACAUUGAGGCGAGGUUGUUAAAUACUAGGAAGGUGGAAGGCCAAUAGGAAAUGUGAGCUGCACAUAGGCUUUUGUCUAUAGUCAUGCCUUCAUUGGCCGUUGGUAAGUUUUCUCCUGAUAGGAGAAAAACAACGUCCACUCAGCUUCCUGCAUGUUAGGAAAGCUCUCAAACAACUGAGCUAUGUCCCCAGCAGUAGACUUUUGAAAUCAUUUUCACACCAGCUUUUGAAAUAGCAUUUUAUCAAAACACGUAUGUAAGCUGGCAGGGUUAUGGGCAGCAUUUAAAAUUUAUACUGAGGGGUUGGGGAUUUACUCAGUGGUAGACAAGCGCAAGGCCCUGGGUUCGGUCCCCAGCUCCGAAAAAAAAAAAAGAAAAAAAUUUAAACUGAAAGAUUAUAAAUUUUACAAAUAUAAACUCAUGUCACAGUUAUGAGUUGAUUGCUAGUUAAGAGUUAUCCAGUAGUCUUUAUGACAUCCUAGUAUAUUAGACAAGUGUGAUCGUAAAUGAAGUUAAGACCUGCCCCAUUCUUCAUAGAGAAAGAACUCAAAAAAAAGUGUCCCUGCUUGUAGACUCAUUAAAUAGAGUAAGCAUGGUGUUUGGACAGCCAAAGUGCAUUUUCUUCUUUUUAGUAUAUUAUUUAAAUUCACUAGUUUAUUUUUAUGGAAAUUCCCACUUUAUAAAGUACUGGGAAAUAACAGGAAGUUUGUUUCAUGUGAUGUACAUACUUGAAUAUAUAUAAAUUUACUUUGCCUUACUUACUACUAAACUCUAGCUAAGCCUCUGUACUUUACAUCCACAGUAUACUGAGCAUCCUGUUGUUCUUGUUCUGCAACAGUUUGUUCAGAUAGCAAAUACCAGAACCUGUUUGAGUUGUGCUUAGCCUUCUGCCUGGCUUCUUUCUAGUUUGUAGUAUCUAAAGUAGAUUGAAGCCUAUUUAGUGUUUCUUUUAUAAUCUGUGAUAUAGGUCAGUAUGAGUCCAUGUUUCAUUCAGCUGGGCAGUGUAUUGUAAAGGGUUAUUGGAUAUUGUAGCCAGGAUACUAAGGACUUGUUAACAUCCCUUCAGUGAGACAGCUUUAAGAGCUGGUUAGUCUGAUGGGAGAAGACAGACCACCAACUCUUUCCAGCUUUUUUCCCCCUUCUUUGUAAUUUAAAUUCUCAAAUUCUAAAUAGUCUUAUGAAUUUUUUUAAAAUUACAAUUAGCCAGGUGUCCCACAUGCUUAUUAAAAUAAUGCUUUUGAACUGGAUGUAUAAAUCAGUGUGACAGUGCUUACUUAGCAUGGGACAGUUGUGGGUUCAGUCCUUAGCUCUGCCAGAAAGAAGAGAACACCUUCAAAAUAUUUUUAGAGGAUAUUCUGCUAUGCAGUGUAUUUUGUUGCUACUCAAGAUCUGGGGCUUAAGUUUAUAUUUAAAAAAAAAUUACUGAGUUUUUUAAGUCUCCAGAAGAAAUUUUGGAGGCCAGCGAGAUAGCUAACAGUAGGUAAGAAGGCACUGCAGCCAUACCUCACAGCCUGAGUUCUGAGUACCAGUGGACAGGCUGCUCUUUGUCCACAUGUGCACAAAACACAAAUAAAAUGUAUUUAAUUUUUGAAAGAAGUCGUUUUUCAGUAACAGUACUUAUGAGAAGCUUAGAAAUUUAAAAAUGUACCUGGGCCAUUACAUUUUUGUCAUGUUAAAGGGUUCAUUAAUCGUUUAAGAGUAAAAAGUACCUCAGAACAGGACCUUCUAAUGCCUAAUUGUAUAACAAAGGCUGUGGUGCUUACAUAAAUGCUAUUGUGACCUCUAGAGGGCCUUUUUGUUUUUAAUUUAUGUUUUUAUGCACAUUGGUGUUUUGCCUGCACAUAUGUCUGUGUGAGGAUGUCAGAUCCAGGAGUUACAGACAGUUGUGAGCUGCCAUGUGGGUGUGGGUGUGGGUGUUGGGAAUUAAACCCUGGUCCUCUGGAAGGGCAUUCAGUGUUCAGUGCUCUUAACCUGAGCCAUCUCAGCCCAGGGGAGGGUCUGUUUUAUAGAAAGGAAAGGCAACAGAAAAAACAGGAUUUGAACCAGCCCCUGAGACCGGUUACAAGCAAAAUUAAUUUUUUUCCUGUAAGUAAAUAUGUUGUUCCAUGCUUCUGUCUAGGCAUUUAAGAGUCUAAGAUAUGAAAGACUUAACACUGGAUAACUAAAUGGAAAUGCCAUUGACCAGGAAAAUAAUGGGUGGAGUUCUUGUUAAAUAUAUCUUUUGAUAUUAAACUUCAAGAAAGGGGUCCCAGGAUAGGGUGUUUACCUAGCACUAGGCCCUGGUUCAAUUCCAGCACUGCAACUCAAGUUUGGUUGUACAUGCCAAUAUAUACUUGGGAGAUAAAGGCUGGAGAAGUGGGAUAUCUUACUGCAUAACAAACUGGUAUGAAUAUAUACUUUUGUAAGAUUGAGCUAAUUCUUUGUAUUAAUAACUAAGUCUUAAGUAGAUGGAUAAACCAAAUCUUCAUUUCUAUUUUGGUUGUUUGGCUCUCAUUUUAGUCAAGUUACAUGGUUUUAGUCAGUUUUAAGCUAUUUGGUAAGUUUUUACUUAGAACUUUCUCAGAAACUGAUUUGUCAUGAAGAUGUAUGUUUGUUGUCAAGAGAUGAGAUGCCCUUGGAAGGAGUGCAAAUGUGCAUACAUGCAAAAGAAAUAGAGGCAACUGGCGUGAUACACAUUUUCUUAUUUGUACCCCAUGGUAUUUAAGUGGUACAAGAGCCAGGGAUUUCUGUGAACUAUAGUCCACCCUGGGUUAUGAAAUGCAAAUGUGUCUCAUAAAACAGCAGUGCCAUAUACUUGAGGUAUUUAUGAGCCAAAGUAAGGACUGUUAGAAACCUUGUUCUUUUCCCUUUAGUUUUUCUAUGCUUACUUCAAAACAUCUUUCUGGUUAAUCAGAAUAAGUGAAGAUGGUAGUCAAAAUUGGGAGAAGGUGUAAUUUUACUAUUUGUUGUGUCUUGAUUUCUGGCAUAUGUGCUGUCACUUGAGUUCAGAUGGUGUGCACAGUUAUUUUGGCCUGGGAUACUUUGAUUCAGCAGUGCCUGAAUUUCUUAAUGUGGCUUAUUGAAAGUUAAUUUUAAGAUCAGUAAGAGCCUUCAGCCUAUAAAAUAGUGGAAAAUGAAUAUUUAGGUGGGGGGAUUGCAGCUUAUGUUGGAAUUACCUAUUUAUAUUAAAAUUAGGGACUAGAAUGGAACACGAGAGGGGAGGAGGGUAAAGAGGGUUAAAAACUUUAGAGAAAUUCAGUGAAUUCUGUUAGACUACACUUUUGAACAUUUUUAAAUACUAUAAAAUUUGGGUUUUUUUAAUUUAUUUUUAAAUAAACUAGUUAUUUGCACUUUACCUGCUGGCCUUCCCAUUUGGUAGAUAACAUUCUGAACUCCAGCAGAGUUUUAUAAUCCCCACGUGCUUAAAUAUACUAAAUGUUCUUUUUCCAUUAAGGUUAAUGUUCGUGAAGAAAUUGAAGAGUUUUUUCCAAGAAUGUGGAAGAUAAAUCAAGAUAAAAGAAGGCUAAUGAAAAGUAUUAAAGAUCAGAAAAUUAAAAUUGAAUGGGGGAAAAAAUUGAACAGAAGAUUGGUCAGAUAGAAGCACUUGAAUAUUUUUUUUAAGGCUAUUUUGAAUUGUUUGAAUUGGGGAAGAAUACACGAAGUAUGAAAAAUGAAAAACUCAAUGAAGAAUGAAGAGAAGUAGAAAGCAAGAGUGAAGUAGAAUUAAAAGAAUCUGGAAGAAUGAAUGGGUCCUAGGUUAAGUAAAUGAGUCUCGCUCUCAGUCAAAAUCUCCAACGGGAACUCCUGCUCGUGUAAAAUCAGAGAGCAGGUCAGGAUCUCGUAGUCCAUCAAGGGUUUCCAAACAUUCUGAAUCCCAUUCUCGAUCAAGAUCAAAAUCCAGGUCGAGGUCACGGAGGCAUUCUCAUAGACGCUACACGCGAUCCAGGUCACACUCUCACAGAAGACGGUCGCGAAGUAGGUCCUAUACACCAGAGUACAGGCGGAGGAGGAGCCGGAGCCACUCCCCCAUGUCAAACCGCAGAAGGCACACUGGCAGCAGGGCAAACCCAGAUCCUAACACUUGCCUGGGAGUAUUUGGCCUCAGUCUGUAUACAACAGAGAGAGAUCUUCGUGAAGUUUUUUCUCGAUAUGGACCUCUGAGUGGUGUUAAUGUGGUUUAUGAUCAGCGAACUGGGAGGUCACGCGGGUUUGCUUUUGUGUAUUUUGAGAGGAUAGAUGACUCUAAGGAGGCUAUGGAAAGAGCAAAUGGGAUGGAGCUGGAUGGUAGAAGAAUUCGUGUGGAUUAUUCUAUCACCAAGAGAGCACACACACCUACACCAGGCAUUUACAUGGGCAGACCAACUCACAGUGGUGGUGGAGGUGGCGGAGGAGGAGGUGGUGGCGGCGGUGGUGGUGGAGGUGGUAGACGGCGAGAUUCUUACUACGAUAGAGGAUAUGAUCGAGGCUAUGACAGAUAUGAAGAUUAUGAUUACCGGUACAGAAGAAGGUCGCCUUCUCCUUACUACAGUCGCUACAGGUCACGAUCAAGAUCCCGUUCCUAUAGCCCAAGACGCUAUUGAUACCGGAGCGAUUGUGCCCCAGGACUUUGCUUCCUCUUUUUGGUUUUUGGAUUUCCAAGCUUCCAAUGUUUCCUUUUAAAAACAAAAAACAAAAAAACCUGGUUUAUUUAACCUCUGUGUGGCCAGUUGUGUUGCUGUUCUUCACCCUUUGUUAAACUCUUAAAGGUGUAAUUGUCUUUUCAGUAGUUGAACAUCUCGAGUAAAGGAGCACCAUGCUGUGCUUUGUGGUUCUUCUUUGCCUUACAGAGGAUUAACUUCUUACGAUGAGGAAAGAAACCAUCUUUUGAAAGCUUUUUCUGAUGGACAUUGUAGUAGACAUUAGAAAUCUGUGGUAUGACAAACUGCUUUUUAAUCUUCUUUGGCAGAAGACAACACUUUGGAUAGGUCAGUCCUGUCAGGCUUGUCUGGAGUGGCAUGGAGCAGUUGAAUAGUUGAGUGUAGAAAGUUUGAAGCUCUAGGAGAAAAUAUGGGACAUUUCUUUUGAAGAAUAUAACUUUGAACGUAAAAAUUAAGUCACCUUUUAGAAAUUAAAAGCUUGUAAUUCCUAUAAGACAUGUUGUAUUUGAAUUUACAUGUUAAACCUUAUUAUAAACUUAAAGUGUGAUUUUUAUGUUAAGUUUACGGAAACUUUAUUCCCUUAAUCACUGAAGGACAACCUUUAUUUAUUACCUAGAACAAUUGUAUAACUUGCUGUUAGAAAUUUUGGUAUUGGGACAUUGGUUACAUGGGUUAUUGUAUAGGAUCCUAAAUAAUACAUGUGGGGAAGAGUAAUUUCAAAUAAAAGUUAAUUUGAAAAUGG